Messenger RNA from Talaromyces rugulosus, 777 nucleotides. RefSeq lists its product as uncharacterized. The transcript has 3 exons. The coding region runs from base 1 to 777 and encodes 258 amino acids. The record is from RefSeq and is a predicted model, not a curated record. NCBI's taxonomy places the organism in Eukaryota, Fungi, Ascomycota, Eurotiomycetes, Eurotiales, Trichocomaceae.
AUGCGGCCAAUGCACGACGCUGUUGUUCACGAUGAUAAUUGGACUGGCUUGACAGACGCCAAAGCUAGACGCAAACUCCAGAACCGCCUCAACCAGCGGGCACGCCGACGUCGAAAGGAAAAGGAGACUGCAUCUAAAUCCUUCACAGUUUCUCUAGGCAAUUCAACGCUGACGAAGGGCUCUUCCCAGCAGUCAAUAAAAACUGAGACUGGGAUUCCGCAUCCAUUCGUAUUUCCUCUUUCGGUUGACCAUCUUUUGACACUCGUACAAUUCAAUGCGUUUCGCGGGUUUGUCACGAAUAUGCAAAUACUCUGUCUUCCAGACAUUUUAUUCUGUGCCGCCGAGCCACCUAAUAUGAGAGUUGUUGCUCUGCCACUCCCCAAAGCAAUGCCUCUUGCUUUGAUGCCGACUUCCCUGCAGCGCUCGGUUCCUCAUUACUCCUGGAUCGAUGUAUUUCCACUACCAACGCUGCGUGAUAAUCUGAUACAACUCCAGGAAACUAUUGACACUUGUGAUCUGUGCGAUGACAUCUUAGGCGCAAUGUGGGACGACCAGGUAGAGGCGCACGACGAGAGGAACGGGUUAGUCGUUUGGGGAGACCCCUGGGACGUCAACUCGUGGGAGCUCAUGGAAGGGUUUGUACAAAAAUGGGGUUGGAUGCUGACCGGCUGCCCAGAACUGAUUCAAGCAACGAACAAAUGGCGGGCGUUGAGGGGUGAGGAGCCUUUUUUGUACCACGAUGUGGUCAGCAAGCCACCUGUACAUGUCGUUUCUUGA